UAUCGCCACGUCACACUUUCUGGACGAUGGCACUUGUAGCGCUGUUCGUACUCUGUGUGGUCGCCGCGUUCCCAGGCCAGUGCCUGGGCGCUGCUAAUCCCCCUGAGGGGCAAUGCUGCUAUUACAAUUGGGGCGGCCCGAAGAAACUGCACUUCUAUGUCUGUUGCAACAACUGUGACGAGAAUGACGGAGACCCCGUAUGCGGCGGGACUGUCUACGAUAAAGCCAGUGAUGGGGACUACUGCGGUAAAUGCGGGGAAGACGAUGGCAUUGCCCGGAGCAAGAACGAGCCCUUUGACUGUGGGGGCUGCGCAGGCCAAACUACAGUGAAGGCCGUGUGCGAUAGGAGGUACUGGUGGGUUUUCAAGGGAUUUUGCUGGGUCUGGGCUGAUUGCUUUGCACUGCGCUGUAAGAGGCUUUUCCCCCAAGAUGGAGAAGAUAAACAGGCCUUGCUGCAAAGUGGCAGUUACAUGUAUGAUGCAUUUUGUGGGAACGACGAGUGUGAUCCCGGCGAAGACCACUACAACUGUCCUUUCGACUGCUGCCCCAGGUACAACCCGGAGACGUGUAGGCGCGGUUGCAAUUACCAGUGUCCACCGUUAUGCUGUUCGCAACCUGGCUGUUGCAUGGGCUAAGGAAAUGUCAGUAUAAGCAUGGCAUUGACAAGCCAGAAAUGUUAACGUUAACCUGCCAUCCUAAUACAGAAAUUUACUUAGCCGAACAUAUGGAAGGGGAAUAAAAUUACCUUCGCCAAGAAAGUUA
Messenger RNA from Branchiostoma floridae (Florida lancelet), 762 nucleotides. RefSeq lists its product as uncharacterized. The transcript has 4 exons. The record is from RefSeq and is a predicted model, not a curated record. NCBI's taxonomy places the organism in Eukaryota, Metazoa, Chordata, Leptocardii, Amphioxiformes, Branchiostomatidae. Bases 27 to 635 code for a protein of 202 amino acids.